UUAAAUCGAAAAAAUAACAAUUCGAAAAAGGUGAACAUGGACUUCCGUGUCUUGACUUUAGUCGUUUGGUGUGCUUUGAUAAAAAUUAUUGACUCCAAAGUGGUAUGUCUCUAUGAUGAUAAUCUGAAGUCAUUUAAAAUUAGACGUUUAACUUGCUACUCAACAUUAAGUCACAAUGUGUUAAGAAGAGAUGAUCUAUUCAAAGAAGGCGAUUAUACUACGGUUACUCUUCGUCGUUGUCAAAUAACUCAAAUAGAUGUUGACGGAUUAUUCAACGCAAGAUUGGUUUGGGAUCUCAAUUUAUCAGAAAAUAAAUUAAGAAGUUUACCAAUGGGAGUAUUCGAUAUGAAUACACAUCUGGAGGAUUUAGAUUUGUCACAGAAUCUAUUAACAGACCUACCCCCUGGUAUAUUUAAUAGAACUCAACUAAGAAAUCUACAUUUAGAAGGCAAUAAUUUGAAAAGUUUCGAUACUGGCUUAAUAAGUUUUAGUCCGAGAGAAAUGGUUAGUUUAGAUUUAACAUGCAAUUCUCUAGUCGGUAAAAAUUUAAAUAGUGAUAUAUUAUGUGACAUGGCAAUAUUAGAUUUAUCCGGAAAUGAUAUGAACGAAGUCACAUUCAUGGGUAACGUGAAAAGCUUACAAUAUCUACAUAUGAAACAAUGUUCACUCAAAAAAGUACCGGAUUUUUUAUUGACUGCAAAUUUAAACAGGCUGUUGGUAUUAGAUCUGCCGUUGAAUGAAAUAACUGCUAUUGGAAAUGCUACAUUUCAUAAAUUGGUCCUCUUAAAAACUCUCGAUUUGUCAAAUAAUCGUAUAGAAUAUAUCCAUAGAGACGCAUUCGUAAACCUUCGAAUCCUUGAGGAAAUCAACUUGAGUAACAAUAGAUUGAAUUACCUUUCCAUGGGAGUAUUUCAGAACAUACCUGCUUUAAAAGAACUUGACCUUUCACAUAACUUACUCAGAGAUAUUCAUCCUAAUUCAUUUGAUAACACUACAUUAAAGAAACUGAUUAUAUCUAAUAAUAGAAUAACAUAUUUAAAUCCGAAUCAAAUGUCCACAAUGUUGUCAAAUGUGAAAAGUUUAAAGGAUAUUGAUUUCAGUGAAAAUCCAUGGCAAUGUGCCUGUCUGAGAGACUUGUUACACGAAUUGAGAAAUCAACUUUGCGACUACAAUCAUUAUGAGUACAAUGGAGAACACGCCGUGUGUGUGACGACACCUGAAUUUGUUUGCAAACGAUAUGAAGCAGCAAAUGAAUUAUUUAUUAAUAUGUACGAUGAUUUAAUUGCUCCAUAUUUGACACAAAAGAUACUCUUAUUACCAGACCUAAUGGAAAUAAUGGAAGGAGCACCGAAAAUACCGGUUCCCUGUCGCCCUCGUCCUGUCGAUGAAUAAAUAUUUUAUUGUGUGGCAGAAAAAAUUUACGGAUAAUAUUAUUCAAGUUAGUUUAUAGACAAUUAAAAUUAUGCAGAAGA
Messenger RNA from Papilio machaon (common yellow swallowtail), 1472 nucleotides. Its product is annotated as phospholipase A2 inhibitor. Lineage: Eukaryota; Metazoa; Arthropoda; Insecta; Lepidoptera; Papilionidae. Gene Ontology annotation, cellular component: plasma membrane. Gene Ontology annotation, molecular function: protein binding. The transcript is spliced from 2 exons. The coding region runs from base 37 to 1392 and encodes 451 amino acids. The record is from RefSeq and is a predicted model, not a curated record.